This is a messenger RNA of Mya arenaria, 1243 nucleotides long. RefSeq lists its product as uncharacterized. Bases 1 to 1116 code for a protein of 371 amino acids. Lineage: Eukaryota; Metazoa; Mollusca; Bivalvia; Myida; Myidae. The record is from RefSeq and is a predicted model, not a curated record. The transcript is spliced from 10 exons.
AUGUCAAGGUUGGCCAAGCCAACUAACGCAGUCGAGGCGGUGAAACACCUUUUAAUUCUUGCUUUCUCCGUGGAUCUCUGGGAAAAUGGCCCUAAUUACGAGUAUAUAAACCACCCUCAGAUACUCCAUUCUUCAGAAGACAUAUUUUCUCCAGAAAACAAGAUGUCCCUGUCCACCGUUUUAUUGUUGGUUGUGUGUUUGACGGCGACUCGUUUUCUGUAUAUACACGCAGCAGUCGUAUUCACAUGUGACGAAACCGGUCUAAUUUCUAUAACAACGUUUCCAUCGAAAGCCAACAAGAUUGCCAUUGACUCCUCGAAUACAGUUUUAACGAUAGAUGACUCAACCUCCGGAAUCCUAAAAAUUGCCGCUGGAAAGGAUGCGCAAAUCACAGUUGCGUUUUCGGACUAUGACAUGUCCACCGUCAAAGCUUUUGCCGGCGAUGCCGAGGCUUACUCGUUGCAGUGCACCGAAAUUGACAGUACUGGAGUUAGUAAAACGGUGACGGCGAGCGCUGCAGCAUCAAUCAGCACAGAUCUGAACACAGUAACGCCUACGUACACUGUAUCAUCGAGGAUUACGGCUACAAAUGACGACGCUACAGCUAUCUCCAGUAUAACUGUUGGAAAUGAUUUCCUCUACGUAAUUGUAGUUCCAAGUGUAUACACAAUUAGUGUAGUCAGCUGCGAUGCUUUUGCGCAUGACGGAUCAUCGAAAGUCGCAGCUCUUUCUGUUGCCUUGCUUGGCGCAAGCGGAUGCACGUCGUCCAGUAAUGCUGGUGGAGCACUUAUGUCGAACGUGGCGUUAAAGGCGAGCACAGCCGGCACAUACGAGGCCACAGUAAAAGCAUUCAAGUUCUUUAGUCAGCCUAGUGUGUUGAUCGAGUGUGCAAUCAAAGUGUGCCCUAGCGGCUCAAGCUGUGCAGCAUUGUCCACCGGAGAUUGUGCCCGAAAAAGGAGGUACGUUGAGUCUGUGGAUGACGGUAGUUAUUCCAUGACCACCAGGGAUGUUAUUGAAGUCAUUGAUCCAUUCACAAUCGGUGCAGCAUCUGUACCCACAGUCACCAUCUCGGCCAUCCUUCUCUCUACUAUCGCAUCGCUUUGGGCUUCCGCAUAAGACGACCAGGUGAUACCAGCGCUUUACUGAUCAUCAUGACCCGAUUACGUGACACAGCAACGUGCGGAUGGAUCUCGUCAUAAAUAAACACUUGCGUGAUUUCCGGUUAAAUUCUUGUGAUAAAAUA